Molecule: messenger RNA, 1972 nt
Organism: Eucalyptus grandis
Lineage: Eukaryota; Viridiplantae; Streptophyta; Magnoliopsida; Myrtales; Myrtaceae
Product: putative ankyrin repeat protein RF_0381
Exons: 2
Coding region: 288-1832 (514 amino acids)
Molecular function (GO): protein binding
Source: RefSeq, a predicted model, not a curated record
CAUGAAAAGUCGCAAAACCUCAACUUCAGCAAAAGGAACCCCUCAAAUCCUCCUGUCCAUUUCCUCAACCUCAUCAUUAAAUCUUUCAGACACCACGUCUCGUACCGCAGCCCUCCACAUUUCUCCAUUUCCAACAACACAGCUUUUGUCCUCACUCUUGACGCGGACUGACGAGACAUCGCAGAAUGACAGUUCCCUCACGCUGACGCAUUUCCGUGUGAGAGUGUCAUCUCUCUGACUCUCUCUUUCGCCUUUUCUUGUUUCUCUCGCGUUCUCGAUCUUCCUUGAUGCCUCCCACGUUCUUGCCUCUCCGGUGGGCGAACACCCGAGACCAGUGGUGGUGCGCCUCCCCUAUAGAAUGCGCAGCCGCCAGCGGCCACUACGAGCUCGUCCGCGAGCUCCUCCACAUCGACCCCAACCACCUCAUCGAGCUCACCUCCCUCCGCCGCAUCCGCCGCCUCGAGGCCCUCUGGGAGGAGGCGGGCGACGCCGGGCGCUUCCGCGGCAUCGCCGAGCACCGCUCCCGGGUGGCCCGGCAGCUCCUGCAGGAGUGCGAUUCGAAGAACAGAGAUUCCCUCGUCAAGGGUCGGUACGGUAUCGGUGGGUGGCUCAUGUACACUGCCGCGUCGGCAGGGGACUUGGGUUUCGUCCGAGAACUGCUGGAGAGAGACCCGUCUCUUGUUCUGGGAGAGGGCGAAUACGGCGUGACCGACAUUCUCUACGCCGCUUCCAGGAGCGGGAGCCUUGAAGUCUUCAGGAUGGUGCUUGAUUUCACGGUGUCUCCGAGGGCGUUUUUGUCGGUGACGAAGAUUGCAGGGCAGGGAGGUGUUGCUUCCGUGUACAAAUGGGAGGUGAUGAACAGAGCAGUGCAUGCUGCUGCCAGAGGAGGCAAUCUGGAGAUCCUGAAGGAGCUCGUCGCGGGUGACGGCCGCUCUGAUGUUCUGGCCUAUAGAGAUGCUCAUGGCUCCACUCUCUUGCACUCUGCCGCCGGCAAAGGACAUGUCCAGGUGGUUGAGUAUCUCAUGAAAGCCUUCGACAUGAUUGACUCGACCGACCAUCGAGGCAACUUGGCGUUGCACAUGGCUGCUUACAAGGGUCAGUUACCCACCAUUCAGGCACUAAUUUCUUCUUCUCCGUCUUCUGUCCUGUCGACGAACAAAAAUGGAGAGACUCUCCUCCACAUGGCUAUUUCCGGUCUCCAAGCUCCGGAUUUCCGAAGACUGGAUGUCCAGAUCGAGACAAUGAAGAAAUUCUUGAGCGGGGAAGUCUUCGAUGUGGAAGACAUAAUCAAUGCGAAGAAUAACGAUGGCCGGACCGCUCUUCACUCGGCAAUCAUUGGUAACGUGCAUCCUAAACUAGUGGAGAUCUUGAUCGCAGCACGAGGAAUCGACGUGAACGUUCCUGAUGAGGACGGGAUGUCCCCACUCGAUUGGCUCAAACGGCGACCUCGCUCCGCAUCAUCAGACAUAUUAAUAAGGAAGUUAGUUUUGGCCGGAGGCCGAAUGCUCGGGAUUCAGGAACUUUCUGCCAGAGAAGCCUUGCCUUUGGAGAUAAAGACGCAUGGUAACGGAACUACUAGUCCCGGAACAACUUUUCGAAUAGCCGAUAACGAAAUUUUCUUGCACGCCGGAGUUUGGGACACGUCAGAUGCGGACGGCUAUCGGAAUAGCGCAGGAGUCAACUCUUGCUCGUUCGACUCGACCGACAGAAACAGCAGUUCGUGCAUCAGCGAGAGACCCGGUUCCGCGAGUAACAUUUCGAGGCGACUUAAGAGGUUCAUGUGGCCAGCGGUACGAGCAAACAAGCAUGACCCAGGAAUCUGCAACAAGUAAGGUGUAGAAACGUAGGGGCUUGAAAAUCAUAGUGGGAAUGUAUAACAUAAAGAACUGAAGGAGAGAGUUUUUCUUCUUCGGCUGUUCAAUGGAAGUUAUAAAAACCCCGGUACAAUUAGAGGGGUUCAUUUCAUUCUUGA